Molecule: messenger RNA, 1572 nt
Organism: Soboliphyme baturini
Lineage: Eukaryota; Metazoa; Nematoda; Enoplea; Dioctophymatida; Soboliphymatidae
Source: the annotation of a GenBank genome assembly
CGUCCGUUGACAUUUGACGAGUCACUGGAUCAUGACAAUUGUCCGCUAUCCCAUGCGAUGCUCACGUUGCUGCAGAUUAAGGUGUCUCUUUACCGAUACCUGGAGAAACCGAAGAAAAUGCGACAUAUCGUAUACCAGCUGCUGGUGUCGUCGGUGGUCGUCAUGUCGUUGCUGUUGGGCAACUCGCUGUUUGUCAUCGACAUGAUUUUGAUGACGUACUUUACGGUGGAGAUCGCUGUCAGACUGUGGAUCGUCGGCUUGGAGUUCAGGUUCUGUGGUGCCAAGGGGCGAUUACGGUACCUGUCGCGUUUCGUCAACGUCAUAGACUUCGUCGUCCUCGGGGCGACGGUCACUUGCGUCGCCCUGAGCCAGGACCACUGGGACAGUUCCGUUGUGCAGAGCGUCCGCCUGCUGCAGAUCCUGCGCUGUUUGCAUUUGGAUAGGCGAUCGACGUCGACACCGGCCAAUGACAAAACUAACACGACGGCGUUCAGCAAUUUUGGCGACGCCCUUUACUGGAGCGUGGUCAGUUUGCUGACCAUUGGCUACGGUGACAUCGUACCUCGUCACUGGAUAUCGAAACUGAUCACCGGGUUAUUUUGUCUGACCUUCGUCAGCAUUCUGACGGUCACCUCGUCGAUUCUUGGCGUUGGUCUCGCGUUCAUGGUUCAGGACGAACAGAUGAAAAAGAGAAUGGGCAAACAGGCACCUCUGGCAGCAAAACUAAUUCAAAACUACUGGCGCUAUCGACUAAUGACCGUCAGCUUCCAGAAGAUCUCCUAUUAUCGUUACGACCUCAUGCAAAACCUCUUUGCGUACGAACUGUCUCGCAUCAAGCGAAACCCGGUUUCAAAUCGCUUGCCGUGGCAGGAAAAGUACUUCACGUACUCGCUGUUCGGCACGCUGAGGAACAACCUGAAACGCAAGGCUAAGCUGAAGGCGUUGGACAUGAUUUUCCUCAAACCGUCCGAAUCAGAGCUGGAUAGGCUGCAAAGCCGGGCAGCAAAAGAAGCGAGCGACGACGACCGGGAGUUUCGGGACGCCACCCCUUCAAAGGGUAUUCGUUUUCAGAUCCCUUUGCAGUACGACUUGGAGAACAGUCCAUCAGUUCCGCGUGAGUGUACAUUCGACCGACAUGGGGGACAUUACAUUCUGUUGCUGCGGUUCAUCUGGUACCUGAAAUACCUGGUCGCCAAGAGGCACUUCAAGGAAGCCAUGAAGUCGUACGAUUUAUACGACAUUUCCAGACAGCUGAGCGAGAGCGAAAACAUGCAGCUGCAGCAGCUGAAAGUUCUUCAGUCGAAACUUGAAAAGGUUCUCUCCAACAGAUCGUCGGUUCUUUUCUCUACUGAGCAUCUCGAAACAGACAUUGCCGGUAAAGUGAAGCUUAUCGAGUGUCAAAUGAAGCUGUUGAACUCAAAAGUGGAGAAAAUGAGUAAGCUAAUGAUUCAGUGCCUGAGUACUACCAGACAGCUUCUCGUUGAGCGCGAAGGGAACAUUUCGUCGGCAAACGGCAAUACGAAGAACAACCAAUCUUGUAACGAUGCGUUCGCCUGUUUCACACACAUGUAG